Molecule: messenger RNA, 2205 nt
Organism: Paramecium tetraurelia
Lineage: Eukaryota; Ciliophora; Oligohymenophorea; Peniculida; Parameciidae
Exons: 2
Source: RefSeq, a predicted model, not a curated record
AUGAAUAGUUUUGGUAUUCCCUUGAAGAAUUUGGAAAAAUAAGGUUUUACCUAAAGAAAUUCAUAUUAGUCAUAAUAAUUUUUAUUGUUUUAAUUUCAGGUAUAGUAUGAAUCAGGGAUCUAGUCAAAUUUUGGAUUAAUUGCCAAGUUAAAUUUGAUUAAUAUAGUAUCUGCUAAUAUUGAUAGAAGGAGAUUUGAUUAAAAGAGAGAAAUAUAAUUACUUAAUUUGAUUGUUAAAUUAUUUUCUGGAGGCAUUUCAUCUAUAGAAAUAUUCUUGCGCUACUCUCCUAGAGAUUUGUUAGACAAAGGGUUUACUUUGAGAGAAGCUUAUACUUUAAUUAGAGAGCUGGGAGGAUAAUGUAAAUAUGAUUUCCCAAGACCAAGCAAUAAAGAAAUUGAAGACUUGAGUUAUGAUUAAGACAUAAAGCAGCUAGCUCUAUUUAAAGUGCCAUUCAUAUAACCAAUAGCAGGCCAGAAAUAUAAAUAUGUAUUAAUAUUAGGACCCUAAAAAACUGGCAAGACUUCGUUUCUAUUUAAUUUAAUUAAUAUUUACUAUGAUGUUGAUGUUGAUAGCUUAUAUAGAGUGAAAAAGCAAAGUAAAAAUAAGGGUGGCUUAUUUUAUGAUGAAUACCUAGUUGAAAUGAAAAAACAGGACCAUUUGAUUUUUGUAGAUUUUAUAGGUAUGGGAGAUUUAGAAAAAGAUAUAUUUCAGGAUAGCAAAAUCAAUUUUUUUUAAGUCUUACUAGAAUAUGUCUAAGAUAAAGAAAUCAUUGCAGCAUUUUUUGUUAACUCAGCUUCAAUCAAUAGAUUGGGAUAAGAAGAAGUGUAUACGAUACAAAGAUUUUUUGAAUUAUUCCACAAAUCAUUCUCUAAUAGGAUAUUUUUAAUCUUAACAUUUUGUACUGAUAAUAACCCACUUCUUAGUGUCUAUUCACAUAAUAACUCACCCACUCCUAAAAUAUUGAAAAAUCAAAUGAACCAAUAUCAAAGUCAAAUUGAGUAAAAAUAAAUGCCUAAUGAGGAAUUGAAGUUUUGGUUUGGUAUCAAUAACAAUUACUUAUAUUUCCCAGCUUUAGAUUUAGAUCAAGAGUCAGAAAAUAUAUUAAUCAAUCAUAGAAAUAUUAAUUUUUAAGAUUUCAAAUAAAAUUGCUCAUCUGUUGAAGUUGGAAUUGAUUUGACUCAAUCAUAUAUAGAAUCUGAAAAUUUCAUAUUGUAGGAAAACGAAAUUGAAGUAACUCAAAGAUAAAUAUUAUAAUUUUACUAUGAAAUUAUGAGAAAAGAACUACUAAAAAUUUAAUCAAAAAUUAAUAAUAUUUUCAAUUCUUAAAAUUAAGAUAAAGAUUAGUAACUUAAUCAUUUUAAAAAGUUAUUGAAAAUGGAAAUGGAUAUGCAUUCAUUAGGUGUUUAACCUUAAUUAGAUAAGCAACAAAAACCAAAUAAGAACCUCAUCACAUCUACAAAUUAUAUAGCAUUCGAAAAUCAAUAUGAAAAAAAAGUAUUAAAAGCAACUACAGGGAAAAAGAUUUUGUUCUGCACAGAUUGUUAAAAAAUAUGCCAUUAUGAUUGUGAACUUGAUUCUAAGUCAGAUUUAGCUGAAGCUAAGAAAAUGUGUUAGAAUAUACUUAUUAAUUUCAAAUUCCUAAGUUAAAUGAAAAAUCCCACUAGAAUUAAUAAAGAGAGCAGUUUAGACAUACUAUAUUACUGUAAGAUGUGCUCAUAAAGGGAUAUGGUUAAUUAAAGCAAUAAUAAAAGUGGUCUAUCAUGUUUAAUAUCAAAACAUAUUUUAAUCAAUGAAGUUGCUUUUGAUGUAAAUAAUGAUAUUUAUUACAUAAGUAACGAAUAAGUUUAACAAACAUUUAAACAAGAUUAUGAUUAUCUCAAAAAAUAAAAGCAGUUAUAUGCAAUGAAUUAAACCCUUAACUUAAAUCGCUAAAUCGAAUUUCUCUAAAAAGUCAAAUCCAUCAAACAUUAAGUAGCAGAAUUAAAUGAUAGCUAAGAAGGGUUAAUCUCUAUCAAUUUACAAGUUAGAAAAGACCUUUUAGAAAAAACAUAAAGAGCAGGAAUCCAAAUCAAAAGUCCUAAUUUUGAAGGAAUUUAGAAUGUCUAUAAUAAUGUUUGUCACUCUUAAAAAUAAUAAAUAAUAAAAGGCAAUAAUAGAAUUCUAUUUUAACUUUAUAAAUUAGUUUAAAAAGAAGUAGAUGAGUGA